Messenger RNA from Spea bombifrons (plains spadefoot toad), 890 nucleotides. RefSeq names its product POP5 homolog, ribonuclease P/MRP subunit (gene POP5). Gene Ontology annotation, biological process: tRNA 5'-leader removal. The transcript is spliced from 5 exons. The record is from RefSeq and is a predicted model, not a curated record. Lineage: Eukaryota; Metazoa; Chordata; Amphibia; Anura; Pelobatidae. The coding region runs from base 97 to 591 and encodes 164 amino acids. Gene Ontology annotation, molecular function: ribonuclease P RNA binding. Gene Ontology annotation, cellular component: ribonuclease P complex.
AAAGUUAGAUAGCAAGUGUGUUUUGUGCCCUUGUUUUUAUAACUCCUUAGCGUUCGGAAAAAAUUCUAAGAGCCGUGCUGCACGUUGCAGGUCGUUAUGCGGUUCAAGGCUCGGUACUUACUGUGUGAACUGGUGCUGGAGGAGCCCCGAUGGAGACAGAAUAUAACCCAGAGUAUGAUCUUUCACAGCGUGAGGGAUGCUAUUUCCCGAACACACGGAGACUUUGGAGCGGCAGCAUGUGCGGUGUCACUGUCAGUGAAAUACAUGAAUGCGUAUACAGGAGUCAUUCUACUCCGGUGCCGUAAAGAUUUCUACCAUCUCCUUUGGUCAUCGCUACCGUUUAUCACUAGCCUUGACAAUCGAGGUCAGCGCUGUCCGUGCUUCAUCAACACGUUGCAUGUCGGAGGUACAAUACGCACAUGUCAGAAAUUCCUUAUUCAGUACAACAAGGUACAGCUGCAGCGGUUAUUAAACGGCUGCACGAAUGCAGAGGAGAGAAAAGCAAUUCAGAAGUCUAUUUCCAGCUGCACUUUACACGGUGUGGAGGAAACGGAGUUCAUGAUGGACGAUGACGACAAGAGCACAGAAUGAGAUCAAGCGAGUUACUAAGCUGGACGCGGUGCCGUACUAAUGUUUAUUUCCACACAGUGGGACCUUUUUGUGCAAGGUCUGCGUGACCAGUGGUGGUAAUCAAUUUGUUCUACACGUUGGAUUAGCACAGAGUCAAAGCUGCAAAUAACACGGACACUGGAAUGGUUUAAAUGCACAAUAUUAAAAGGAAGUGUAUUUUGCAGGAUGGGAAUUGUUUCUAGAACUCAUGUUGGAUUGUAAAUAUACAUUUAUAAAGUUACUUAUGGGGACAAAUGUGGCCUAGGCUCCCAGAAACACCA